Molecule: messenger RNA, 2175 nt
Organism: Asparagus officinalis (garden asparagus)
Lineage: Eukaryota; Viridiplantae; Streptophyta; Magnoliopsida; Asparagales; Asparagaceae
Exons: 3
Coding region: 1-2175 (724 amino acids)
Molecular function (GO): catalytic activity
Source: RefSeq, a predicted model, not a curated record
AUGAAGAAGAAGAAGAAGAAUAGCAACAAGAAAUCCAUGGCCAGUGCUAGUGAUAUUAGAGAUUCGAUCUUUGUUUAUCCUUCUCAAGUUGUUGAUGAUGCUUCUGAGGCAGAUGAUGAAGCCGAUGAUGAUUUUGAAUUCGAUAUUAUUAAUCUGGAUGCUGAAAACAUUGAGGAUUCUUCUCAUCUAGAAAAUAGAGCUGAUAAAUCUAUAGAUCUAGAAACAGAGGUAAUAGAUAAAUCUGUUGAUGAAAAUUUGGAAAAAUCAGCUAAUGAAAAUUUGAUUGAUGAGGAAUUGAAGGAGAAUACUGAGCCUGAACCUCGAAAGUCUUUUGUUAGUCUUUUCGUUGAUAACAGGAAAUCUGGCAAUGGACUUUCUCUAAGUUUUUUUCCAUCUGCUCAAUCUAAUACUGUUUCAUUCAAUACUGAAGAAUGGACAGAAGGAGAAGUUCUUUGGAAAUCUGCUUUAUUAGGGCAUGUUAUUGGGUUAAAUACUAAAUUCAAGGCUAUGGAAUCUUUUGUUAACAAAUUUUGGGGUAAAAUUUCAAUUCUGAAGAUCUCCAUUAUCAAGCAAGGAUUGUUUCUUUUUUAUUUUCAAACUGAGAAACAAAUGCGAGAUGUCUUAGAGGCUGGUCCUUGGUUCUUUGGAUCUAGGCCUUUGAUGUUAAAGCCAUGGAGUAUUGACACAGAUUUAGAAAACCUGCAGGAUUUCUACUACCCAAUGUGGGUUCAAUUUCCAAAUUUGCGGCUUAAUCUAUGGAGCUCAACUGGUAUUAGUAAGGUUGCUAGCCUUAUUGGAAAACCAAUUGCAACUGAUAAGCUAACAGCUACCAGGCAGAGGCUGAGCUAUGCAAGAGUUCUAUUGGAAGUUAAAUUUCCAUUGAAGGAGCCAUUGCCAGAUCAAUUGAUUAUCCAAGGGCCUGAUGGAAGGAAUUAUACUCAGCCAGUAUUGUAUGAAUUUAAACCUAGAUGGUGUACCUUAUGUAGUAUGGUUGGGCAUAACAUUGAGCAAUGCAGGAGAAACAGAGCUAAAAAAGUGUGGGUACCUAUUAAGAAGCAGGUUGGAAAAGAAACUCAGGCUAACUCAGAGCAUUAUGAAAUGGUAAAUGACUCUACAAUUCAAAAUAGGACUAGAGGAGAAACAUCUAAGAGUGAUUCUGCAAUUCCUGUAGCAAAACAUGCACAGACUGAUACUCAGACUCCCAGAGACAGAAACAUAACAGAAAAUCUUGUAAAUGAGAAAGAAAUUGCUCCAAAUAUAUCAAAUCAGGGAAUGAAAGAUACUGGUGGCUACCUUAAGCAGAAUACUACAAAACAUGCACAACAAUGGGCUGUCAAUCAUCUCUAUUCUCUCUUCUGGAGCAACAAUCUGAUCCCCCUGGUGAAGAUAAAGGGGGACAUCCAAAUAAUGCAUUUUGCAAUUUGGAAUAUUAGAGGGUUUAAUAAAUCCUCUAAACAUAGGAUUGUGAAGCAACUUAUACAAGAUUAUAAUAUCUCAUUCCUUGCUCUUUUGGAAACAAAACUCCCCGAAAGCAAAAUGCAGAUGCUGGCAAGAAAAAUAACAAAAGACUGGAAAUGGAUCUCAAAUGCUCAAGGAGCUAUAAAGGGAAGGAUAUGGAUUCUCUGGGAUAAUGAAGUCCUCACAGUUCAAAAUGUUGUAUCAUCUGAUCAAUAUAUGACAUGCUCUAUUGUCUCCAGAGAUGGCAGAAUUACAUGUUUGUGCACUAUAGUAUAUGCUCUUAAUCAAAUGAUAGCCAGGAAGACCCUUUGGAAUGAUUUAUUAGCAUAUAAGCAAAAUGUCAAUUGUCCCUGGGUGAUUGGAGGGGAUUUUAAUGCUAUUAUUAGCAGUGAUGAAAAGAUAGGAGGUGCACCAAUCUCUCAAGCUGAUACUGAGGAUUUUCAGAGCUUUAUCAGUUCAAGUCAACUAACUCAUAUUAGAUCUACAGGUUGUUUUUUCACUUGGUGCAAUAAGCAAGAAGCUGAUUCAAGAAUAUGGUCUAGAUUGGACAGAUGCUUGGUAAAUGAUGAAUGGAUCCACAAUUAUACAUCCAGUCAAGUGGAAUUCCUCAAUCCUAGUUGCUCUGACCACUCUCCUGCUCUAUUAACAAUAGGAGAUGAUGUGACUGAGGGUAAAAGGCCUUUCAAAAUUUUCAACAUGUGGGCUAAGCAUUCAUAG